AGCGCACCCAGACGCAAGGCCAUCUUGCUUUGAUAGUGACCAGUAUAACACUCCUACAUUGAUUUUCGCGGAGCAUCCAAUAUCAGAUUCACUCCGAUUGACAGUAUCCAUUGCCAAGUAUCACAAUCAACCAAUGGGCCAAUGUAGUCGACCAGAGCAGCGGCGAUUAUUUGGAGUAUGCCAUUCUUGUCACUAGCCACAUCCCACCACAUGUAUUGCCACACUCAUAUCUGCACGCCAUGCCUCAUACAUCGCGUAGACACAGAAAACCCGCACCCAACCAUGGCAAGCGCAUCCAGAUCACCGACGACGACGGCUGGGUGCAUGUCGUGAACAGCGCGCAAACAACAACACGACCAAAGAAACAACCGUCAAGAUACAUCACGACCGACGGCUCAUCUGACGACCACACAACAUCACCAUUCUCUUCUUCGUCAAACCCUAAUGCAUCAUCCUCACAUCAAGACAAAAUUCUCCCGGCCGAAGCUCCUCCAAGGCUAACCCUCUCGGCGCUCCGCCUGAAAUUUGAUGCGGAUCUAGCAGCAUGGCAGUCAUCAGGUACCUGGCAGCUGUUGAAAGAAUCAUUAGUGCGCAUUCUAUCAACAGUCCUGAACAGCCCGAAUGGUGACAGCAGCAAGAUCACCAACGUGGUCUGCAUCGGCCUUGGAUCACCCAGCGGGCUGCGUGAUGGCUGGGUUGACCGGCGUGACGUAGCGUCGUUUCAACUAGCAGCUCUAGUCUCGCUAAUCGAGCUUCUAAACGAGCAGCAAUUCUUGAGCAGCUUAUAUCAAGAGAAAAAGGAGGAAUUGGACAUGAAGUUCGUCGCGCAAGAUCCCAUAUUCAACACCCUCGACAAACAGCUCCUUUCCUCCCUCGGCAUCAGUGUCGUCAACAGUCCUGAUGGGUUUACGGCUGUGUCGGCGAAUACAUUGCUCUUUGCGCCGGGUGCCGAAAAGCGGCAUCUGGAGAUGCUGUUACCCAUGGACCCGGUUCUUGUCUUUGGUGGGCCGUUAGAGGAACAUGCUCCUUGGUUCUAUACCAAUGAGAGCCAUGAUCAUGGAAAAGGGGAGUUGAAAAGGUUUUUGGAGGGUAGAGAGUCGGUGCAAUUGGCAGAGUUUGGGCCUAAGCCGGAGGCCUUCUGGCGGAUGAGGGUGUAUUGGAGGAAUAGGUAUGAGCUCAGGUAAGUUUGAGUAGUUAACUUCUUGCAUAGACAACUUGGUUAUACAUGUACAUUAAUAGAACUUUUUUGAAUAUAACACUGGAAAAGUUACUGUCCGAGAAAUUGGAAC
Molecule: messenger RNA, 1289 nt
Organism: Talaromyces proteolyticus
Lineage: Eukaryota; Fungi; Ascomycota; Eurotiomycetes; Eurotiales; Trichocomaceae
Exons: 2
Coding region: 240-1184 (314 amino acids)
Source: RefSeq, a predicted model, not a curated record